Messenger RNA from Hemicordylus capensis (graceful crag lizard), 4250 nucleotides. RefSeq lists its product as uncharacterized. The record is from RefSeq and is a predicted model, not a curated record. The coding region runs from base 758 to 3520 and encodes 920 amino acids. Gene Ontology annotation, cellular component: cytoplasm. NCBI's taxonomy places the organism in Eukaryota, Metazoa, Chordata, Lepidosauria, Squamata, Cordylidae. The transcript is spliced from 20 exons.
AGGACAGAAGUGGAACGAAGGCCUAAUGAAAAGGCAUGACAACACCUCAGCCGGCCUAAGGGCAAAAGGUGCUGACAGAGGGACAGAGACACGAGCAGUGAUUUGUCAGGGAGGUUGUUGGAGAGGCAGAGGAAGGCGAUGGACCAGACACAGACAUCGGAGACAGUAUGAUUGAUACAUUGUGUAAAACCCAGCUUGUGGUGCCAGAUCUCCAAGCCCACAAUUCUAUCGGCAAACACCAUAAAUGCUUGACGUGUCUUUCUUUUGUUUGUUUGUGAUGGCCUGCAUUGGGAGGGGGACGUGAAUUGGAGUUAAUUUGUGGUGAAUCGGAGUCUUGAACUGGAGAGGCCAGGGGUGAAAACCCCACUCAGCAUGAAGCUCAGAAGAUGACCUCUUAGGACCAGCUAGCUCAUACGUUUGUGGGAUGGGUAACAUAGGAUGAAUUCCCAUGUGUGCCCCCCUGAGCUUUUUGAAGGGAAAGUAGGCUACAUCAGUGAUGGCCUUUUGGCCACCAGGGUGGAAGUGAAGUGCUGGCCAAGCAUCACUGAAUAUCAGCUGCUGAGUCCUGUUGAAGAAAUGUGGGGGCCUGGACUCAGUGCCGGUUGCCAUAGUGCUUUGGCCCAGAGAGGCUCAGUGUCACAAAGGGCUGUGUGAACUGAAAUGCUGGAUGCUGGGAGUUGGUUGCUCUGUGGGUUGUAGGAGUGGCGUCGGGUUAGAAGUGAGAGUAGUGCUAGCUUGGCUAGUUUUUUCUUGAGAUAUGUCUUCUAGUGCAUACACUGAGUCUGAUGAAUUUGAUGAGGACCUCAUGUCCGCUAGCAGCAUGGGAGAAGAAGAGGCGGCUGCUCUUAUGAGAGACCUGGAGCAGUCCGUCAGUUUUUCCAUAGGUAUCCUCCCAGAAGGUUUGAGCGAGGAAAAGCUGGUAAUUGAACUCGCUUCUGUCCUCCUCGGCCUGACAAGUGAAGACCCAGAGAUCAAAUUGAAGGCUCUCCAGAACUUCUUCAGGAACCUCACAGGGGUCAAGGCUGAUACAACUGCACAGCUGCCUGAUGAGCUAACUGGGCGUUUGGUGGCAAUGACUUGCCUCUGUGCAUUAGAGGACAACAAAGAGAUCAGGCAGAUGGCGGCAGAAGACUUGUGCGAGCUCCUGCCCAUCCUGCGUCGUGGCGAACAGAGGCUGAUGUAUACACCUUGGGGCAAGGACAUGGUGAAACGAGCUCUCUCUGUCCUGGGACCAACUACUGAACCCAACCCUUCUUUCUUCAGUGGCAACUGCUACAACCUUGCAAUGGUCUUCAGUGCAUUCCUCUCCUCUGAGCAGCUCCUGGAGGUCAUGCACUUCUUGGGAGGGGAUCUGACCACUGAAGGCUCAUUUGACCUCGUAAACAUAUUCCACCUGCUGCGCGAGUUCAUAAAGCAGUUCAGCAGCAAGUCGAUGUGGUUGGAGGAACUUCUGGACCAAUUGUUCAUCCGGUUGAAGGACAGAGUCCCACAUGGACAAGACGUAGCCUUGCUAGCCUUCCCCAUCUUGGCAGUAGAUCAUCUUGAGGAGGUGGUGCUAUACCUCCUCAAACACCCUUUCAGCAAGUGCCAGGAGUACUGGCAGGCAAUAUUCAAUGCUGCUGACCACAGCCAGAUACUUGUUGAGGUGGCAAAAUGGAUGCCGGAGUGCAGCAGAGUUGCGACUCGUGCAGUCCGGGUCCUUAACUUAUUCCUUAAGUCUAAUGACAAGCAAGCCAUGAAGGAGAGGUUUCCACACCUCUUACUUGCUCUGCUGCAACAUAUCUAUGCACGGCUGGAGGAGAAUCUGGGUGUGAUAGAGAGCCUGGAAACUCUGUACCUCCUCCUUAGAACUGUUGGCAUAGAGGAGGAGAGUCUGGGGGAAUACCUGGAGCACUUUGGCAGGCCAGAAGGCUUCAGCUAUGGACUGUCCAUUUUGGUGAGCAUACUCAUCGCUAAAGGUUCCUGGUCAACCCCAGCUUUGGCACAUUAUAUUGGAGCUCUUUUUGAAGGCAAACAAAAAACUCGCCUGCUUGAAAUAGCACUGGACAUCUACCUUGAGCUGUUCAUAAACCAGCACAUCGUGGAGGCCAACCAGGAGACGGUGGAUUUCAUCUUCAACUGUCUUGGACAUGACAACGCUCAAGUACGGAAGCUAAGCCUCCAGGGGAUCGCUCUUCUGCUCAAUUCAGAAGUGGACCCUUGGACUAUAUCGGUGGCUCUCUUAAGCUCACUGGGAAUGGCAUGCAAGCCAGAUGUCAUUCCCGAGCUAAUGAUGCUGGUGGAAAUUGCCCUCCACAGUGUCAGUGGAGAGAGAGGAGAGGCCUAUAUGAGGGAGCUGGCAUCCGUCUACUGUGGCUACAUUGCCCACGAGAAAGCCAUGGUUCGAGCAGCAGCCAUUGAACAUCUUGGGAUGCUUCGGGCCAGGUUUGGGGAGCAAUGGCCUCCAUGUAUACCUGAGGAAGGCCUGUAUGAGCUUGUGAAUGUUUUGAUUCACUUGGAGGAUGAGGAUGAGGUGGCUGAGGCAACAAAGGCCACUCUGAAACAGCUGGUCCCAGAGGUGAGGUGGCGGGUAGACCCCAAAACCUAUAGCCUCCAUCGUGUGCUCCAUCAGGCGGCCAAAUAUGUGACAAAAAAGUACAAGAAGGAUCUGGUGCGUGGUGCUGCCUUCAGCUGCAUGCUUCCUUCCUCCAACAAUCUGCCAGCAGUCUCAAGGGUGGCAGCACUCUUUGUCGGACACCUUGCUCACAAGGAUGCAACCUUCAUCACGUUGGAGGAUAUGGGCUCUUACUGUACAUGGCUUGAAGGGAUGGCCGAGCAUAAUGAUGAAGAGGUGCGGCGUGCAGGAGAAAGCACCAUUUGUGUCAUGCAAAAAGCCGUUAAUGACCAUACUAAAGGGAGAGUCCACACACUAAAGAAAAGGUUUAUCCGGCAUGUGAAAAAAGAAAGAUGCCCCAAAGACUUCAAACACUCAGUGCCUGCUCGAAAAUCAUCAAAGUCAUCAUCCAAAGCUGUAAAAUCCAAAGCUGUAAGAGUGAUUUCGGAGGAGGAUGGCAGUGGGGUAGACAAUGCAGUGACAACAGUAGCUACCACAACUAUCACAACUUCUACUACAAGUCAACCUUCUAGUACAACAAGGCAGCCUUCUACUACAACCACGACAAAGCAGGCUUCUACUACAGUUACAAGGAAACAGCCUUCUACUACAACCACAGUGAAGAAACCUUCCACCACAACAAGGCAGUCUUCUACUAUGACCACCAUAAAGCAAACUCCUACUACAACCAAAGCUGUGGCAACUCCUAGUAUGACUGCAAUGCAGCUGCCUUCUACUGCUGUUACAACGUCAGCUUCUACUAUGACUACAACAAGGCUGCCUUCAACUAUGACCACAACAAGAGAGCCUUCUACAACUGCAAAUCAACCUGACACGGAGCGUACAACCAAAGGAAAUAAAAGUAUUGAAUCAACUUCUUUGAAGACCAUAUUAUCCAAACCCCUUCUCCCCAAUCCAAAAAAGUAACCACAUCCUUCAGCAUUACUACCACAAAACCAUUGAGGCCAAAUACUAGCUUGCCACCUCACACUUCUUCAAGUAUUAGUAAUAUACUGACUUCUACUGUGGCUAAAGUCACAGGUAUGGCUGCUAUGAAAACCACAACUACUCCAGCUAAAGGGACAACAACAAUAUCCAAAAGAGACACUACUACUGUAGCUAUGGAAGCAACUUCAACAGCCGACAGAGACACAACCAAUGCAAACAGCCAGGCUGUAACAAGAAUGGAAAAAAGUGAAGCAACAAAUGAAAUUGAUAAAAGCGAUAUCACAGCUGCAAAUAAAGAGACUACAAUAAUAGACACUAAAGACACAAAUAGUAAUUUAGGCACUGCAAGUCCAAUACAGACAGCAGAUAUUACAACUACAGGGACUCUAAUAACUGAUAAAUCCGAUGCAACUGCAGAUUCCAAAGAAGCAACCACUGCAGAUAAGGAAACAACAUCUGUGGAAAGAAGAGAAUCAACAGCCAUUAAUCAGGAGCCAGGUAUGGAUGAUAAAAAAGACAGUAGUACUGUUGAUGCCACAGUCAUCACUUCAGCUGAUAGAGAAAAGGCAACUACACCUCUCACAGAUACAACUACAAGUAUUGAGAAAGAGAUUAAAGAGUCAACCGCAGAGCAUAAUCAAGAGACAGAAAACUCUAAAGAGAGAUCUGUUACCAGAAUCAAAGAAAAAAAUGACAGUUGGUGAAAUGG